Molecule: messenger RNA, 1394 nt
Organism: Gekko japonicus
Lineage: Eukaryota; Metazoa; Chordata; Lepidosauria; Squamata; Gekkonidae
Gene: E2F1
Product: E2F transcription factor 1
Exons: 7
Coding region: 67-1332 (421 amino acids)
Biological process (GO): regulation of transcription by RNA polymerase II; G1/S transition of mitotic cell cycle
Cellular component (GO): Rb-E2F complex
Molecular function (GO): protein dimerization activity; DNA-binding transcription factor activity, RNA polymerase II-specific; RNA polymerase II cis-regulatory region sequence-specific DNA binding
Source: RefSeq, a predicted model, not a curated record
GCCAGGGGUUCCCCCACCCCACUCUCCGGCAAGCUCCUGGGCAUGUGAGCCUCGGCGCCUCGGAUCAUGUCUCUGGAGGGCCUGGGAGUGACCCAGAAUGUGACAGACCUGGAGGCCCUCCUGAGGGGAGCAGAGGCCAUCCAUGUAAUGGACCAACAGAUCGUGAUCAUUUCCACCCCUGACCAGCUCCCCACGCCCGAAGGCGAGAACGACGCCGAACUGCUGCUCUUCGCCACUCCGCAGCCCGCCCGGUUGGAGACCGCUACACUGAGGCCUGCUCUGGAGCGACCGCCGGUCAAACGGAAGCUGAAUUUGGAGACUGACCACCAAUAUAUUGCAGAGAGUGUCCAAGCAACCCGAGGGAAAGCAAAAAACCCUGUGAAAGGGCUGAAGUCUCCCGGAGAGAAGUCUCGCUAUGAAACUUCUCUGAACCUGACCACCAAACGCUUCUUGGAGCUGCUGAGCCAGUCGCAUGACGGUGUUGUGGAUCUCAACUGGGCUGCUGAGGUGCUGAAGGUGCAGAAGAGGCGGAUCUAUGAUAUCACCAACGUCCUGGAGGGCAUCCAGCUCAUCACCAAGAAGUCAAAGAACCAUAUCCAGUGGCUGGGCAGCCGGUCUGCUGUGGGGAGUGCCAGCAGGAGCCAGGGCUUGGUGAAAGAGCUCCAGGAUCUUCAGGCUGCAGAACAACAAAUGGACAACCUCAUCCAAAUGUGCACCACCCAGUUCAGGCUCCUCACCGAGGAUCCCGAGAACAAGCACACAGCUUAUGUGACUUGCCAAGAUCUGCGCAGCAUCGCAGACCCCUCUGAGCAGCUGGUGAUGGUGAUCAAAGCCCCCCAGGAGACACAGAUGCAAGUCUCUGACCCAGCAGAGGCUUUUCAGAUUGCUGUGAAGAGCACUCAGGGCCCCAUCGAUGUAUUCCUUUGCCCAGAAGAGAGCUCCGGGGUCUGCAGCCCCACCAAGAGCCCGUUGAAAGUGGCCGCUGAAGCUACUUCCCCGGAGUCAUCACGAGCAACAGCGUCUGUGCUGCUUCACCCCUCCCAGGAUAUGAAGCUGCCAUUGCUGAGUGGAGACCAAGAGCUCUUGCUGCCCGGCGGGGACAGCACACCGCCCACGAAGUGCUUGACGGACGACAUGACUCUCUCGCCACUGGCCUCGGUUGACGCACUGCUGGAGCAGGGCAAGGAGGACUUCUCCAGCUUCCUGCCUGCUGAGUUCAUUGCCCUCUCACCACCCCAGACCCAGGACUACCAUUUUGGGCUGGAGGAGGGUGAAGGCAUCAGUGAGCUGUUUGACUGUGACUUUGGAGACUUCACUUCUUUGGAUUUCUGAGUGUCUUUGGGAUUGGGGGGGGGCGCCACGCUCAGCUGACCCUGCCCCAUGUUGUGAGUCAU